Messenger RNA from Daldinia decipiens, 1768 nucleotides. RefSeq lists its product as uncharacterized. The transcript has 2 exons. Lineage: Eukaryota; Fungi; Ascomycota; Sordariomycetes; Xylariales; Hypoxylaceae. The record is from RefSeq and is a predicted model, not a curated record. Bases 194 to 1324 code for a protein of 376 amino acids.
UACCUACCUAGGUAGUUAAAAGAUUAGGUAAGCUAUGAAGACGCAACUUCGCUCUUUAAAAGAUAGACCUACUAGGGAAUUACAAAUUACAAUUACAAAGUUGACUUUCAAAUCCGUGUUACACGACAACCUGACAUCUCAAUGCGUUUCUGCAUAUCCUUAAGCCGUCAUAAUUCUAUCUUACAGAUAUCCGAUGGCUAGGAACGGUGUAAGUGAGGCUGGUCCUCGCGUUCCCUACGGAGCUCCCGCGACCUGGCACAGCCAACUGCCCGCCGAGGAGGAUGAAUCUGAAUGGGAAUAUGAAUAUUCCAAAACCGAGACUGAGAGCUUCUAUGUCACUCUAGACCUCUCUCAAGCAGACUUCACUAGCCGUGAUGCCAGUGUUGUUAACAGGCCGGGCUAUCGAGGUGGCGAGAAAGCUGAAAGGGCGAAGUUGUACUUGAAUAGGCGGAUGAGCCCGAGUAACGGUAUCGAUAAUAGCGAUGAUGAGAGAGAUCUAUCGCGAGAUUCAAACCCGAAAGAGUCUCAAAUUGCUGACGACGGAGAUGACCAUGAGGUUCAGAUCUUGGACCUCGAAACUACUAACCCAAUUAUUUCGUAUAAGGGGCGCGUUUAUUCAGGCCAAUGGAACCAGAACGUCGGCACCGAACUCCUCAUAGCAAAGCGUGACAACGAUAACCCUCUUCCGGCUCUCCGGCAGCUGGAUCAUGAUGUGGAUCUCUUGGCCGCUAGCUGCGCAAGAAUCAACGUCAAGGAGAAGCAGCUCAAGUCCAAGGACGCCACUCUAAAACGACAGCGGGAUGCGAUUGCGUCUAAGGAGCGGCAAACCUCCCAACCUGCUGUUCCUCCUGCCGAAAAGUGGGCGGGUCCGGAAAGAGUCGCCCAGGGCAAUUUUCUCGAGAAGCUCAUCGCGCUCAAGAAAAAGUUGGGCGAGACGGAUGAAGUCACUGUAAUUGCUAAGAGCAUGGAAGUGAGAGCCCAACAUAACCGAAGCAGAAAACUCAAGCAAGGCCACCGAGGCAAAUUCAAUCUUCCCCAUACUAGGGGCCCGAGGAGAAUGAGGGUGAAAGACGCGGGCAUUCUUAGAACGUUAUCGAUUCGUGAGGGGUCAGCCGCAACUUCGCCUUCGCCUAGCGUUGCUGAUACUAUGGUUUCUACGCCCACACCGCAUCAUUGGGAUGAAUUGGAAGAAGAAGGGGAGCAAGGGGAUGAGAAUGAGGUGAUAGAUGAGAAUGUAGAUGAAGAAGAGAUGGACAGGGCCGAGUAUUAUGGAUCGGGAGGAGAGGGAGAUGAGAAUGAGGACGUGGACAUGGAUGAAAUCUAAGUGUUCUUCCAAGCAUGCUGAUCGGAGUUGACUCUUAUUAUAUAGCACUUUGAGGUUCAGUCAAGAGCUUCCGAAAUGAGAAUCAAUCUUGGUGGUUUAAUUUGCCUAUUCUUAAGUAUUCUUGUCUGCUUCCUGUGGAGUACUUUGUUCCUCGGGGGUAAAUACAUGCGUGAUCGCAUUUUCCAGCUCAUAAUACAGUAACUAGGUAGUCACAGACUACUCGAUGAUCCUCAAACCCCAUCAACCAGCCAUGGCGUUUGCGUUUAGUCAAGUAAUUUUGUUGGUCAGGUUAGGUAGGUAGGUACCUAGCCUGUCCUAAUCACUCGUUGCCCAAUUUCGUCCCGGUACUCGUUGCAGUUCACAGUCUAGAAUUCAUUCUGGAAUGGAUUCUAGAAUAGAUCGUUGAUACUCUUGUCGGCAUCCUUCUUGAUAAGAUCUAUCAUU